AUGGCGCCUCCACCACCACCAGCGGCGGCGGCGGGUCUGAAGGCCGUGAAUACCAAGCGCUACACCUUGGCGGCUCUCCUCGCGACGCUCGCGGUGGCGGCCAUCGUCACCACCUUCUUCGUUCUGCUCUGCCCGGCGCGCAUCACCUUCUCCGUCGCGCACACGGGCAGCAGCCACAACAGCUCCGGGCCCGCAGGCGGCGGCGGCGGCAGCAGCGUGCUCAGCCUCACCCUCGCCGCCGACAAUCCCAGCCGGCGCGCAAAGGUGACGUACGAGAGCAUGUUCGUGGACGUGAGCAACAGCACGGCGCCGGGAGCCCAGUGGGACAACUGGGUGCGGGCGACGGUGACGACGCGCAUGCCGCGGCGGCAGCCGGGGCGCACCGCGGCCAUCGACGUGACGGUGCCCCUGGUGGACGCGCCCUGGACCCAGGACUUCACCGGGAACAUGAGCAGCCGCUUCUCCGUCAUGGUCACCGCGCAGGCCAGGUUCAGGGUCGGCGUCGCGUGGACGCGGCUCUACGACAUCAAGGUCUCCUGCAGCCCCGUCAGCUUCUUCACCGAGAAAGCUAUACCGGGCGGUGCCGCCGCGGCCGCCGGCGGCGCAGCUGGCCUGCCGGUCAGAUGCGUCUAG
This is a messenger RNA of Miscanthus lutarioriparius, 633 nucleotides long. The record is from the annotation of a GenBank genome assembly. Lineage: Eukaryota; Viridiplantae; Streptophyta; Magnoliopsida; Poales; Poaceae.